AUGGGACAACGAACAAAUCCACUAGGCCUCCGGCUCCGGACCCUCCUAAACUGGCCAUCAAGCGUGCGCCAUCCCUUCCUCUCAGCGUAUAUCAGACACAUCUUCCAAUCCUACUUGGUCGCCGAACCAGGAAUACGGUCAUCAACAUCAGGAAUCUGGGUUAAUGUGACCUUGCUAGACCCCACGGGAAACCUGCCUGCACAUCCAAAGGCAAACCGUAUGCUGCAGUUUAAGAAUGUUGAUUUGAGUACUGUGCUGGGACGCUUUGAGAGGAAGAUUUGGGGGGUUAGGCAGUUUCAUCCAUACUACUCCAAAAUAGUGCCAGAAGCCAACGUGCACCACCUAUCACCACAGUUACCAGUAGAAGCUUCGUCAACGAUACCCCCAACACUACAAGCCCUACAGAUAUAUCGAGACACACCCAUACAUCUUCGCAUGAAUGUAAUAACGAAUCCAUUGCUGAAUGCAGAGAUAUUGGCUCAGUAUGUUGCCAAGAGUUGUCAGAGGGGAAAGCAGUUGGCUAGGGUUCAUAGGGAGUUGUUGGAAAAGUUGGGAUAG
Synchytrium microbalum is the source of this 558-nucleotide messenger RNA. RefSeq lists its product as uncharacterized. Bases 1 to 558 code for a protein of 185 amino acids. The record is from RefSeq and is a predicted model, not a curated record. NCBI's taxonomy places the organism in Eukaryota, Fungi, Chytridiomycota, Chytridiomycetes, Synchytriales, Synchytriaceae. The transcript is spliced from 2 exons.